AUGAAGUAUUUUAUUACAUUAUUAUUAGUUGCAACAUUGACAACACUGGCUUUUGUUGAGGUCAAUGCUGUAAGAUUGCCCGGAAGGACAAGGAACUAUGAACAACAGUUCAGAGAAUGGAUGGCCGACUUUGAUAAGGUCUAUGUUGAUGAUGCCGAGUACUACCGCCGUCUCUCCAACUUCAUCACCAAUCUUGGAACUAUUGCCAGAAACAACAGAAUGCACAAAGGUCGCGCCACUUUUGGAGUGAACAAGUUUGCCGAUCUCUCAAUGGAGGAGUUCAAAUCAUACUAUCUCAACUUCGAAACCGACCGAACCCCAAAGCGUGAGCCAACCAAUGUGUCCUACCCAUCAAACAUUCCAUCACAAGUUGAUUGGAGACAAAAGGGAUAUGUUACUCCUGUUAAAAACCAAGAACAAUGUGGUUCAUGUUGGGCAUUCAGUGCUGCUGAGCAGAUUGAAUCGGCUUACAUCAUGCUUGGCAAUGAGGCUCAGAUUGCUUCCGAGCAACAAAUCGUAGAUUGUGAUUCAUUCGAUGGUGGAUGUGGAGGUGGUGACACAAUGACCGCCUACAAGUAUGUCGAGACUGCCGGAGGACUGACAACCAAUGCCAGCUAUCCCUACACCGCGCAGGAUGGCACAUGUUACGCCAACAAGACCAAGAAGUUUGUAAAGGUCACCAACUACAAUUACGCUUCCAGCCAAGGUAAUGAAACCCAACUCAAGGAGGCUAUUGCUGCGCUGGGACCCCUGUCAAUAUGUGUAGAUGCCAUAUCCUGGAUGACAUACCAGUCGGGUAUCAUUACCAGUAACUGUGGCAACGACCUGGACCACUGUGUGCAGCUUGUUGGCUAUGCCAUUGAGUCUAGCGUGACUCCAAACAUCCCCUACUACAUUGUUAGAAACUCUUGGGGACUGGACUGGGGUCAGGAAGGAUACAUAUACAUUGGCGAAGGACAGAACCUAUGUGGUAUUACUGAUGAAGUGUCCUACGUAGAGGUAGAGGCUCUGGAC
Messenger RNA from Acytostelium subglobosum LB1, 1014 nucleotides. RefSeq lists its product as hypothetical. Lineage: Eukaryota; Evosea; Eumycetozoa; Acytosteliales; Acytosteliaceae. The record is from RefSeq and is a predicted model, not a curated record. The transcript is spliced from 2 exons. Gene Ontology annotation, molecular function: cysteine-type endopeptidase activity. The annotation marks the transcript as partial. Gene Ontology annotation, cellular component: lysosome.